AUGGCUGCCACCAACAAUCCUGCCGCUGGUAUCAACCUUUCUUCGGAAAAGCCCAAGCCCAAGCCUCCAACCUGGCCUACAGACCCCAGUGAGUCAACACCGCUUCGAUUUUGUAUCUUGAGCAUGUUUUCGCAGCUUUUCGUUAUUGGCCAUGCCGGGACACUAAUUUCCGAAUGCUUUGCCGUACAUCGAGAAGCAUUGGUGUACAGUGCUGAGAAGCUGCGGCGAGGCACAGAGGAAGAGUGUGCGCAAGGGAGAGCAACAGGGAGAACGUGA
Fusarium poae is the source of this 276-nucleotide messenger RNA. RefSeq lists its product as uncharacterized. The record is from RefSeq and is a predicted model, not a curated record. The coding region runs from base 1 to 276 and encodes 91 amino acids. The transcript has 2 exons. NCBI's taxonomy places the organism in Eukaryota, Fungi, Ascomycota, Sordariomycetes, Hypocreales, Nectriaceae.